GGUACUCUGUUGCUGCUUUGUGCUUUGGGGGGAAUUCUCAACCGUCCAUCUAGCGCUGGAUGGGCAGGGACGGAGUUUGCCCUGUCAUUCAUGCAGAAUUAUGCUCCACAUUACGAUAGUCCUCGCUUUCAGCUCUAUGUCAUCGCUGUUCAAGCCAAUGCUAAAGUGACAGUCGAAGUGCGUCCUUUAAACUUCAGGCAAGAGAAAACUCUAAAUGCUGGAGAAGGGGUCACCAUCAGUCUCCCUACCAGUGUCGAGAUGUACGGCAGUGCGAGGUCUCCCAACACAGUGCACAUUGAAGCCUCAGCAGAUGUGACUGUAACCUCCUUCAGCUACAAGCAGUACACAGCAGACACCUCUGUGGUGUAUCCCACCACUGAGUGGGGUACAGAAUAUUUCAUCUUUACACCUGCUGGGACGCCCUAUGGCUCCUUUAAAGAAUUCUCUGUGACAAAUGGAAAACAGGCCAAUAAAGUAGACAUUUUCCCACGAGGCUCAAUCAACUUCCAGGGUCGUGUCUAUGAGAGUGGCAGCCACAUGGUGAUAGAUCUCCAGCCAUAUGAGAGUGUCCAGCUCCAGAGCGAGAAUGAACUUUCUGGCACUAGAGUCGCCUCUCAGCACCCUGUUGCUGUUUUCACGGGUCACACUUGCACCUGGCGCUUCUCAAAAUGCAACCACGUUUACGAGCAGCUACUGCCAGUGAGCAGGUGGGGCUCCAGCUUCAUUGUGCCUCCCCUGCCUUUCCAGAAGAAAUUUGACAGCCUAUUUCUCCAGGCCUCCCAGCCCACCCGAGUCACCAUCCAAUAUGGCAAGCGUGAAGAUGCUUUGAGUUUGAUCAGGGGGCAGGUAAUGGAAAUCCACUACCAUGAUCCUGAGACACUGUCCAUUCAGGCUGAUCAUGGCAUCCAGGUCCUCCUGCUCUUCAACGGCUUCUCAUUUGGCUGGAUCCAGCACUACGACCCUUUCUUGAUGACCAUCCUGCCUACAGACCGUUUCUGCUCCUCGUAUGCACUAAGGGCUCUUGAUGACUUUGAAAACAAAGCCCUGAUUGUGGCACAGACAAGGGCAAUGGCAGAGCUGCGUAUUGAUGGUGCGAACCUACCCCGUGAUGUUCAGUGGAAAAAGGUUGCAGGGACAGAUUUCUCUUGGGCAGAGAUGUCCUACAAACAAGCCCCUGGCAGCAACAGACACAUUGUGUCCAGCUCUGGUUCCAGCUUUGCUGUCUACAGUAUAGGAGUCAGCCAGAUGAAUGGUUAUGGUGCCCCAGCACCAUGUAUGAAGCCAGUAUCUUUGUCCUGCAGCAGUAUCACCUGCAGUGCCAGUGAGGUGUGUGAGAUGAAGGGAGGGUAUCCUUCCUGUGUCCCCAAGCCAGUGGAAAGCAAACCUGGUACCUGCUGGGCCAUGGGAGAUCCUCAUUACCGUACCUUUGAUGGUCGACACUAUAACUUCAUGGGUACCUGCACAUACGUCAUUGCUAAAAACUGUGGAAAGGAUGAUCUCCCAGCCUUUGAGAUCCUUGCCCAGAACGAGAACAGAGGAAGCCUCAGGGUGUCUUAUGUCGCCCUGGUCACAGUGAAGGUGUAUGGCAUCACCAUCACAGUAGUUCGGUCUGAAACAGGUCGUCUGAGGAUUGACAACAGUCUGUGGAGUUUGCCAGUAACAUUGAACAAUGACAAACUGAAAAUGUUUCAGAGCGGUCACUCUGUGGUCAUUGAGACCGACUUUGGCCUUACUGUCCGAUAUGACUGGGAACACUAUCUUGUGGUCACUCUGUCCAGCAGUUAUGCUGGUAAGACCUGUGGUCUCUGUGGCAACUUCAAUGGCAGUCCCAAUGAUGAUUUCACUACACCCUCUGGCACCCAGGCAGAUGGGGCUGUGGCCUUUGGGAGCAGCUGGAAGGUUCCAGGUUUGGUGAAAGAUGACAGAUGUAGAGAUGACUGUGUGGGUGGGUGUGAGCGUUGUGAGCACAGCCUGAUGAAGAUGUGGGAGGGUGACUUGUUUUGUGGGCUCAUCAUACGUAUAGUUAAUGGGCCAUUCAGCAAAUGUCACGCCAUCAUUGACCCACAAGCUUACCUGGAGAACUGUAAAUAUGACGUAUGCAUGGGAGGUGGCCUUCGACAUUUCCUGUGCAAUGCACUGGAGGCUUACACUGAGGCCUGCCAGCUUGCUGGGAUCCAGGUUCAAGAUUGGAGGAAGAUGGCAAAAUGCCGUCUUGAAUGUCCAGCCAACAGCCACUAUGAGCACUGUGGCAAUGCCUGUCCUGCCACUUGUUCUGAUCCUGAUGCUCCCUCCAAAUGCAAACGCCCCUGUGUGAUGACCUGCACCUGUAACGCAGGCUUUGUUUGGAGCGGAGGUCAGUGUGUGCCUGCCGCUCAGUGUGGUUGUACCUACGAGGGUCGAUACAUCCCUGCUGGGGAGUCAUUCUGGGCUGACCAGGGCUGUCAGAAAUGGUGUAAAUGCAUUGCUGGAAGCAGACUGGUGGAGUGCCAGAAUAAAGGCUGUGGGGCAGGACAGCAGUGCAAGGUGGUUGACGGUAUAAGAAAGUGUCAAGCCCUCUCCUAUAGCACCUGCCAGGCCACAGGUGAUCCCCACUACAUGACCUUUGACAAGACGAGGUUUGACUUCCAGGGAACAUGUGUCUACCAACUGGUUGCACUCUGCUCCAACAACCCGGAGCUAGUGCCCUUUGAAGUGCUGGUGCAGAAUGAUCACCGGGGCAGCAAGGUGGUUUCCUACACCAAGUUAGUCGAAGUCAAGGUGUAUUCCCUCAGCAUUGUCAUUACGAGGACACACAAGGGCCUGAUUAUGGUGAAUAAUGAGCUGGUCAACCUGCCUGUGACCCUGGCUGGAGGGCAGGUAUCUGUAUAUAAGAGCGGCUGGUAUGCUCUCCUCACCACAAACUUUGGCCUUGAAGUCUCCUUCAACUGGGAAAAUGCUGUGUUUGUUACACUUCCAAGCAACUACAUGGGAGCCGUUUGCGGCCUCUGUGGCAACUACAACGGCAAAGGCCAGGAUGACCUGAUUCCAAAGAACGGUGACAAAGCUGUCUCACCAGCAGCUGUUGGUGCCAGCUGGCGAGUGGCUGAGAUCCCGGGCUGUGUCGAGGGCUGUAAAAGGGCGUGUCCGGACUGUGACAUUACCCAGAAGGUUCAGUACGAAAAAGGAGACUUCUGUGGUAUACUGAGAGACCCCAAUGGGCCAUUCCGUGGCUGCCAUGCUAAGGUGGACCCAGCUGGUUACUUUAAAGACUGUGUUUAUGAUGUUUGCCUGUAUAAAGGCAGGAAGGAUGUGCUGUGUCAGGCUAUUACUUCAUACACAUCUGCCUGCCAGGCUGCGGGGGCCAAGGUGUACAGCUGGAGAACUAGUCAGUUGUGUGCGGUGAAAUGUCCAGUCAACAGCCACUAUGAAGUUUGUGCGACUGGCUGUCCUGCCACUUGCAAAAGUCUGGCCCCUCUUUCAGGCUGCAAGGUUCAAUGUAAGGAGGGCUGUUCCUGUGAUGACGGGUACAUCCUCAGCGGAGAUGUAUGUGUUCCCUUCUCACAGUGCGGCUGCCUCUACAACGACCGCUACUACCGCAUCGGCCAAGUGUUUUAUCCCAACGGGCAAUGUCAGGAGGAGUGCAAAUGCACACAAGAUGGAGAGGUUGAAUGUCAGAAGUUCUCAUGUGGCCCUAAUGAGAAGUGUAAAGUAGAGAAUGGCGUCCAAAAAUGUCACCCUGUUGGUAAGGGUGUUUGCCACGCCUCUGGUGACCCCCACUACCGCUCUUUUGAUGGGCGACUAUUUGAUUUCCAGGGCACCUGCACCUACACACUGUCUAAGAGCUGUGGGCUGGAAGGCACCCACCUGGUGGCCUUCUCUGUUGAGGUGGAGAACGUGCAGUGGAACCAGAUGGUGAACAACAAAGUGGUGUCUGUCACUAAGCUGGUUGCUGUGAAGGUCUAUGGAUUCACUCUCAUCAUGCGGAACAACAUGUUUGGAGUCCUGGUAAAUGGAGUGUUUAACUAUCUUCCUGUGAAUCUGGAUAAUGGAGCUGUGCUGGUCUAUCAAGAAGGCCAGCAUUAUGUUAUUGCAACAAAUUUCGGACUGCUGGUCACGUAUGACCUGGUCUACCAUGUGACAGUCACAGUACCUGGCAAUUACCGUGGUAAGGUCUGUGGCCUUUGUGGUAACUUCAACGGUAACCAAAAAGAUGACUUCCAAACGCCCAAGCGCCAGCUCACCAGCAACGUGAAUGUGUUUGGAACGUCAUGGAAGGUCACCAUCCCCGGGGUGGUGUGUAAAAAUGGCUGUGAAGGCAAUUACUGUCCUAAAUGUGAGCCAGCUCGGAAGGCCGUGUUUUCAAAGUCCACUUACUGUGGUGUUGUUACUGCACCCAAAGGUCCUUUUGCAGUCUGCCAUAGUAAACUGGACCCAGAGCCAUACUUUGAAGACUGUGUGUUUGAUGUGUGUGCUUCCAAUGGGGAUGGAAAGGUGCUGUGCAACAGCAUAGCGGCCUAUGCCUUCAACUGUCACAUGGCAGGAGUGGACGUCAAAAACUGGAGGACGGCUUCAUUCUGCCCCAUGAAAUGUCCAGCCAACAGUCACUAUGAGGUGUGUGCAGACGCGUGCUCUGCAUCCUGCCCAGGCCUCACAGAGAUAGUCCAGUGCUCCACCAGCUGUACAGAAGGCUGUGAAUGUGAUGAUGGCUUCUUAUUCAAUGGACAGAUAUGUGUCAAAGAGACUGAGUGUGGAUGCUAUGACAAUGGGAAAACUUACAGGCCUGGUGAAGUUGUGCAUGAGGAAGACUGUAACACAAAGUGCACCUGUAAUCCAGCAACAGGCCUCGUCUGUCAAAAGCACUCCUGCCCUCAAAGCACCAAGUGCAUGAUCAAGAAAGGAAAACGAGCAUGCUACAAUAAAGAUCCCUGCAAAGAUGCCAAUUGCCGGGUCAAGGAGACGUGCCGGGUUGAGAAGGGUGAAGCUGUGUGCAUCCCCAACUACACAGGCAUCUGCUGGGCCUGGGGUGACCCCCACUACCACACAUUCGACGGUUACAACUAUAACUUCCAGGGCACCUGCAAGUACGUCAUCUCCAAGACCUGCGGGAAUCUGGAUGGUCUAGUGCCAUUCUCAAUCACAGAGAGGAAUGAUAACAGAGGAAGCACAGCAGUUUCCUACGUCAGGGAGGUAGAUGUGUCUGUAUACGGGUACAGCAUCAUCAUAGGCAAGAACCAAAUUGGUCGAGUCACGGUGGACGGGGAACUGCUGAAUCUUCCAGUACGACUGGGUGACGGUGAAGUGUCAGUGAUUCAAAUUGGUCAUACUGCAAUGGUGCAGACGAACUUUGGCCUGGUUGUCAGCUAUGACUGGAACUGGGAACUGGUCAUUCAGCUGCCCAGCAGCUACUUCGGCAGUGUCUGUGGUCUGUGUGGCAACUUCAAUGGCAACAUUGGUGAUGAGUUCCAGAAUCCUGCUGGAAAAGCUGUCUCGUCAGUGAUAGAGUGGGGCAAGAGCUGGCAAACGCCUGACCAGGACAAGGACCAUCCUUGCUGGGACACAUGCGAGACAAACUGUGCUACCUGUGAUGAUAAGCAGGCUAAGCUCUAUGAGACUGAGGCUUUCUGUGGGGCUCUCACAGCCAAGACCAAUAGUGUGUUCCAGAGAUGUCAUGGAAAAUUGGACCCCAAGGCCUUCAUGGACAGCUGUGUGUAUGAUAUGUGUCAGAAUAAGGGAGACAAGAGGAUGCUGUGCCAGGCAUUGGCCUCCUACAGUAGGCAGUGUCGUGAGGGAGGAAUAAUAAUCAAGAACUGGAGGAAAAAGUUUGGCUGUCCAAUGAACUGUCAGCGUCACAGCCACUAUGAAGAGUGUGCCAGCCCGUGCCAACCAUCCUGCCCGUUCCCUGAACAAAAGCAGGCCUGCAACGGUGCCUGUGUUGAGACCUGUGUGUGUGACGCGGGUUAUGUCCUCAGCGCUGGUGUCUGUGUACCUGCUAAAACAUGUGGUUGCUCCUACCAGGGUCGCUAUUACAAACCAGGCCAGCACUUCUGGGCCGAUGAGGUUUGUGGUCGCCUAUGUGAGUGCGAUGCGACCCUGGGCAUGGUGACAUGCCGUGAGGCAUCCUGCUCUGGCAACGAAAGGUGCACCAUAGAGGAUGGAGAGCGCGCCUGCCGACCCAUCAGUCACGCCACAUGCACAGCCUCAGGUGACCCACACUACCGCACUUUUGAUGGCCGCAGGUAUGACUUCCAGGGAACAUGUGUAUAUCAGCUGGUGGGACUGUGUUCUCAGCAGCCCGGGCUAGUGCCGUUCAAGGUGACUGUGCAGAACGACCACCGGGGAAGCAAAGCUGUGUCCUACACAAGGACCGUCACGUUUUCCAUAUAUGGAAUCACCCUCACCAUCAGCAGACAAUACCCCUACAUGGUCCUGUUCAAUGGGCAGCGUGCUUUGUUGCCACUGGAGUACAAUAAUGAGCUGGUGGUGUUUCUCAGUGGCUGGACAGCUGUUGUGGAGACAGCUGUUGGUAUCACUGUGACCUUUGACUGGCGGAGCACGGUGAGCGUAACUCUGCCCAGCAACUACCAGGGUGCAGUCUGCGGUUUGUGUGGCAACUACAACGGAAACGCUAAGGAUGACCUGACCAUGCGGAAUGGCCAGAUUGCCCCUGACGGAGUCAAGCUCGGGGAGAGCUGGCAGGUGGCCCUCGUACCAGGCUGUUCAUCAGUCUGCCAGGGGGCGUUUUGCCAGGCCUGUUCAGACUCCCAGAAGAAAGAAUACCAAGCCCAGAAGUACUGCGGUAUUAUCGCUGACAAAGCAGGGCCUUUCAGAGAUUGUCACAGCCAUGUGGACCCUGCCCUUUACCUGGAGGACUGUGUGUAUGAUGCCUGUCAUUAUCAUGGCCACCGUGGAUCAGUCUGUGAUGCAGUGGGAGUGUAUGUCUCUGCCUGUCAGAGCCGAGGAAUCACCAUCCACUCCUGGAGAACAGAAACCUUCUGUCCAAUGUUGUGUCCAGCGAACAGCCAUUAUACCCUGUGUGUCACAGGUUGCCCAGCCAGCUGCGCCAGCUUAACGUCCUAUGCCACCUGUCACAGGCAUUGCACAGAAGCCUGCGAGUGUGACGAAGGCUACCUGCUGAGUGGGGGUACCUGCAUGCCCGUGAGAGACUGUGGCUGCUCAUACGGCGGUCAGUACUACAGGAAAGGAGACGUCUUCUACCCUGAAAGCGAGUGUGUGGCACAAUGCAUCUGUGGAGAGAACGGCGCAAUAUCUUGCCAGAAGGCCAAGUGCCGAACAGGGGAGAUCUGUAAGCUCGUAAAGGGAGUGAAAGGCUGCCACCCUGAGGGGCAAGGCAAGUGUGUCGCUUCUGGCGACCCUCAUUACAUUUCCUUUGAUGGACGGAGAUUUGAUUUCCAGGGUACCUGUGUCUAUGUAUUGGCCAAGGUUUGCAAUGAUGACAAUGGCCAGCUGACUCCAUUCACUGUAACUCAGGGGAAUGAGAAGUAUGGAAAUGGAAAAGUGGCUGUGACCAAGUCGGUUACAGUAGCAGUCUACGGUUUUGUCAUUUACAUCCAGCAGGGAAUGCCAUGGAAAGUUAUUGUGGAUGAUGAACUUCUAAACCUCCCUCUCUCCCUGGACGAUGGCCGUCUUAGAGUCACCCAGGAAGGUCGCAACAUAAUUGUACAAACAGACUUUGGACUGACAGUCCUCUAUGACACUGUCUAUUAUGUUGAGGUGAUCGUGCCUUCUACAUACCAGGGUAAGAUGUGUGGUCUCUGUGGCAACUACAACAAGAAGGGUGGCGAUGACUUCAUACUACCUGGUGGCAAACAAACAAAAAGUGUUGAUGACUUUGGGAAGGCGUGGGUGGUGGACCUGCCUGGGUACGUGUGUGGCGGCUGUGGAGGACAGUGCCCAGUGUGUGAGCAGGCCAAGGCUGCAUUGUACGGAAAACCCGACUCCUGCGGCAUCAUAAGUGCACGUGAUGGGCCUUUCAAAGCCUGCCACAGUAAAGUCGACCCAGCAGCAUAUGUUUCUCAUUGUGUGUUUGAUGUGUGUGCUGUGGAUGGCAAGAAAGAUACUCUGUGUAACAGUGUGCAGGCCUAUGCUUUGGCCUGCCAAAGUGCAGGUGUUCAAAUCCAGCCAUGGAGGAGCAGCUCCUUCUGCCCUGCUUCCUGCCCUCCACGCAGUCACUAUGAGGUGUGUGCCGACACCUGUGGCGGGACCUGUGUCAGCUUUAUUUACCCAUUUUCCUGUUCGGAAAGCUGUUUUGAAGGAUGUCAAUGUGAUGCCGGCUUUGUAUUCGAUGGCAUCCAGUGUGUUUCCUUGGACAACUGUGGGUGUGUGUACGACGGCAAAUAUCUGACGGCGGGCCAAGCAGUGGUGGACAAAGACUGUAAGUCCAAGUGUGUGUGCCAGGCCUCUGGUGUGGUGAAGUGUGAAAAGCUGUCCUGUGCCAGUCGGGAGGUUUGCGGUAUAAGAGACGGAGUCAGAGGUUGCCAGGCCAAACAGGGCCACUGCAGCAUCAACCAAGUUGGCCACCUCAGCUCCUUUGAUGGCAUGUCUGGAGCCAUGGGAGCUCAAGGGGCAUUUGAAGUGGCAUCUCUGUGUGAUGAGACCGCUGAGCUGUGGUUCCGUGUGGUUGUGGACGUCAGGGUCUGCAGUAAAGGGGCAUCUCCCGUUGUCGCCACCGUGUAUGUGUUCUUCAAGGAAACCAUCGUCACAGUGAACAGCCAACACGCGACCUGGGUAAAUGGCAGGAAAGUGUCUCUUCCCAGCGAAGUGACGCGUGAACUAUCCGUCAAAAUCUCAGAGAAGACUGUGAUCAUCGAGAAGGCAUCCUCUGUGCGGGUCACCUACUCAGUCUCACAGGAGGUCAGCGUCGUUGUUGACAGCACCCUGUCCGGUAAAAUGUGCGGCGCCUGUGGCAACUACAAUAACGACUCCAAAGAUGAUAUGAAGACUGCAGGUGGGAAAAUUACCACUGAUGUGUCUGUGGUUGUCGGCUCCUGGAGCGCUGGGGACUUUUCCAGAUGUGGCCUGUAGAGACAUUGACUCCAAGGCAAUAGAAAGCAUCUGUUAUAAAGGUAAAAACUCAACUUGUUUCCUCCCAAAUCCAUGAAGCGAUGCAUCCUCGUGAAAGAAACAGCUGUAGAAUGUGGUUCUACAUCCCUGCUUUUUACCCCCAUUAAAUAGGAUGAAGAAGACUGUGAAGUUGUUCAGCUGUAGUUUACUGCUUGUUUACAUCCAGUCUUACUCAUCACACUUCUCCUCUUCCUUCUUGAUUCCAUGAAAUUCUUUUUGCUUGUUCAUUGGAAGUCUGGUCUUCUAUUGUUCAUUUUGGAGUUGAAAACAAACCUCGCUCAUCCUUGACCAACAUCUCCAUCUAGUGGAGAAGGUAAUCAUAGAAUCUCUUAACACCAGCUGAGAGCAAGGCACGGUCACAAGUCUUAUAACCGUCUUAUUAUAUCUGUAUAGUUUUAAAAACGUUUAGGCCUAUGUUUUGUUUUGUUUGUUUAUGUGUUGUCCUCACUCUUGUGACCAAUAAACAAUGUUUCAUC
Messenger RNA from Seriola aureovittata, 9536 nucleotides. RefSeq names its product IgGFc-binding protein. The transcript has 21 exons. Gene Ontology annotation, molecular function: protein binding. The record is from RefSeq and is a predicted model, not a curated record. Lineage: Eukaryota; Metazoa; Chordata; Actinopteri; Carangiformes; Carangidae. Bases 91 to 9021 code for a protein of 2976 amino acids.